CCAGAUAACGCCUUCCUCGCAUUUGGACGAAAUAUAAUAUUUUGAUUUUGCUAAAAUCACAUCAAAAAACCACCUAUGACCCCAAAGAUUCAACCCUUCGAUUUAACAGCCGCCCGCAGUGAGAUAACGUCUCCGAUUUCAUCUUUCUCGAGAUCUCUGCACAUUGUUUUUUAAAAUUUGUUUAGCCAGAAUUCAGUUGCUAGUGUGAAAUUGCUGCUUGUCUCUUUUACAUGAUUGAAGUGGAUUCGAUCAAAUUUUUUCUUUCUUCUUGUAGGAUUUAAUUUUUAUCUUCAUUUAUGUUUAUCGACUCAUGGGGUUCAAAUUUGAUGAAGUCGUCAGUAGUCUUUUCUUUUCUUUAUGUCUCGAAACAUUUUCGUUGACAUAAGUUUUUUGAAGGUUAAUCUUCCUGUAGGAAUCUAGGGUUUGUAUUUCUGUUUUUGUUUUUAGGAAAAGUGAAGGAAGAUGAGGGUGGAAAAGUCUCAGGUCUGGCAACCUUGCAAGAAGAAGAGAUUUUAACGAUUGGCAAUAGAGAGGGACGGCGGAGACACAGAGGAAUUGAAAUUUGGAAUAUUCAAGAGGAGGGAAUUUAAUUCCAUUUUUAGGUAUAGAAAGUGACAGUGACAAAAGGGAAUUUCGAAAUCCUACAAAAAAUAGUUUGGGAAAAAAAGGGAAAAAAAUGACUUCUAGAGGGAAUGCUGCGAGUAGGACGCGCGUAGGGAGGUACGAGCUUGGAAGGACACUGGGAGAAGGAACAUUUGCGAAAGUGAAGUUUGCUAGGAAUACUGAGACCGGUGAAAAUGUUGCGAUUAAGAUUCUUGAUAAAGAGAAGGUUCUCAAGCAUAAAAUGAUCGGUCAGAUUAAACGUGAGAUUUCAACCAUGAAACUAAUUAGGCACCCAAAUGUGAUCCGUAUGUAUGAGGUGAUGGCAAGCAAGACAAAAAUAUAUAUUGUUUUGGAAUUUGUUACUGGUGGUGAACUUUUCGACAAAAUUGUAAGCUGGAUAACUGAAAACAAUACUUCCAAAUUAUUGUUGUGCAGAAUGUUAAAGAACUCUGUUUAUUUUAUUAUUAUUAUUAUUAUUAUUUUUUUUUUUUUUGGUUUUUGUGCUGUUUUCUUGAGUCAGGCAAGCAAAGGGAGGUUGAAAGAGGAUGAAGCAAGAAAGUAUUUUCAGCAGCUUAUAAAUGCUGUGGAUUACUGUCAUAGCAGAGGAGUGUACCAUAGAGACCUGAAGCCUGAGAAUCUGCUGCUGGAUGCUAGUGGAGUUCUUAAAGUUUCAGAUUUUGGAUUAAGUGCGCUGCCUCAGCAAGUUCGAGAAGAUGGGUUACUUCACACCACAUGUGGAACACCGAAUUAUGUUGCUCCAGAGGUCAUCAACAAUAAAGGCUAUGAUGGAGCUAAGGCAGAUUUGUGGUCUUGCGGUGUGAUCCUUUUUGUCUUAAUGGCUGGUUUCUUGCCUUUUGAAGAGUCCAACCUUAUGGCUCUAUAUAAAAAGAUAUUUAAGGCGGACUUCACAUGUCCUCCGUGGUUCUCAUCGAGUGCAAAGAAACUAAUCAAAAGAAUUCUGGAUCCAAAUCCUUCAACCCGUAUUACUAUUGCUGAAGUUAUUGAAAAUGAGUGGUUCAAAAAGGGAUAUAAACCACCCACUUUUGAACAAGCUGAUGUCAGUCUUGAUGAUGUGAACUCUAUCUUUGAUGAAUCAGGGGAUUCUCAAAACCUUGUUGUGGAGAGGCGAGAAGCUCCUAUAGGGCCUGUUGCACCUCUGACUAUGAAUGCAUUUGAACUUAUCUCCACGUCUCAGGGUCUUAACCUCAGUAGUCUUUUUGAGAAACAAAUGGGCCUUGUGAAACGGGAAACUAGAUUUACAUCCAAAUAUUCUGCUAACGAGAUAAUAACAAAAAUUGAAGAAGCUGCAAUGCCUUUGGGUUUUGAUGUAAAGAAAAAUAACUUCAAGAUGAAGAUUCAGGGGGAGAAGACUGGACGCAAGGGUCACUUAUCUGUUUCGACAGAAAUCUAUGAGGUGGCCCCUUCUCUUUAUAUGGUUGAACUUCGCAAAUCAGCUGGAGAUACCCUGGAAUUUCACAAGUUCUACAAGAACCUAUCAGCUGGACUGAAAGAUAUUGUUUGGAAAACAAUUGAUGAAGAAAAGGGAGAAGGGUCAAAUGGUGCUACGGUGGUUCCGACACAGUAGUCUAUAGAUGAAUUCUUUUCCAUGAAACUCCAAAUAUUUGAUCUUUGAAAGAAAUAUCAUCUGUAGUUGGGAGUGUAUAUUGAUUGCUAUACAAGAUAUAAAGUAUGUAUUGUAAUUUUCCAAUGAACUUGUGACAUGAACUUGCUUAUGUAUGGUAUCCAUGGCUUGGUUUGAUUUGGUUCAAACAAUGAAUGCAUCAGUGGUUUUUCUUUAACCAUCAAUAUUGGAUGCAUAAAUGUAUUUAUUGUUCCUUUUUUCAAAAGGAAAGUAUAUGAAAACAUAUAUAAGACGUAA
Molecule: messenger RNA, 2482 nt
Organism: Jatropha curcas
Lineage: Eukaryota; Viridiplantae; Streptophyta; Magnoliopsida; Malpighiales; Euphorbiaceae
Source: RefSeq, a predicted model, not a curated record